CCCCUCUCCUCCCCUCUCCUCAAGCUCCUGCCGUCACCUCUGUCUUCGGCAGCGCUCGUUGGCCUGUCGUUGGCCUGCAGAAUCUCACGCGCGCGGCAUGCACUCAAGUCGCUGCUGUAUUCGCAUCUCUUUCGGAGUAUACGGUUCCGAUCCGAGUGCCCGGGACUGACACCCGCUUGAGCGAAGCGGCCUCAUUCGUCGCUACCUGCAACGUUGGAGUCCCGAAGUCGCUACCUCUUCUUCACCCACCACUCUGGAAACGUGCUGUUGCCUGCUGCCCUGCGGUGCACUGAUUUCAACGCCUUGCAUCUAGCUGCGCGAGUCCGGCACCUCUAGAAGCGGGGGAAAGAAGAACAGUCGACGUUGCUAGGAUUUCGGCGUGCGAUCAGCUACUUGUCAAGGAGCCUCGAAGGUACGAGAACCGUCACAGCCCGAUCCAGGAAGGAUCGGUACUGCGUGUGAGGGACCUUCGUCACCGCGCGCCCGCUGGGAUCCUGCAGGCUCGAUUCUUCAUACGCCUAAUAUCAAGCAAGAACUGAGAAUCUUCUGAAAUCCAAUCAGUUCGAGCGCCUUUCCCCUUGACGUCUAUCACAGCACCACAAAGAGAUUGCACAAUGAUCACGCGGAAGAAAUUUUCCCAGUGCCCUGUUCGAAACGGUCCACUUUGCGACGCCAAUAGCCUCAGAACACGCACAAAAAAAGAGUCUUGUGAAUGUCCAGUUUGCAAAAAGAAGAUAAGCCAUCGACGCAAUCUACCGACUCAUCUCAGGAGGCAUACAGGGGAGAAGCCUUUCGAGUGCACAGUUUGCAACAAGAAGUUUAAUCAAGCAAGCGAUGUCAAAAUACAUCUCAGAACUCAUACAGGGGAGAAGCCUUUCGAGUGCGCAGUUUGCAACAAGAAGUUUAAUCAUGCAAGCAAGGUCAAAAUACAUCUCAGAACCCAUACAGGGGAGAAGUCUUUCGAGUGCCCAGUUUGCAACAAGAAGUUUAAGCAUGCAAGCACUGUCAAAAGUCAUCUCAGAACCCACACAGGGGAGAAGCCUUUUGAAUGCACAGUUUGCAACAAGAAGUUUAAUGAAGCAAGCGAUCUCAGGAAACAUCUCAGAACCCAUACAGGGGAGAAGCCUUUCGAGUGUGCUGUUUGCAACAAGAAGUUUAAACAAGCAAGCGAUGUCAAAAUACAUCUCAGAACUCAUACAGGGGAGAAGCCUUUCGAGUGCGCAGUUUGCAACAAGAAGUUUAAUCAAGCAAGCGAUGUCAAAAUACAUCUCAGAACUCAUACAGGGGAGAAGCCUUUCGAGUGCGCAGUUUGCAACAAGAAGUUUAAUCAAGCAAGCGAUGUCAAAAUACAUCUCAGAACUCAUACAGGGGAGAAGCCUUUCGAGUGCACAGUUUGCAACAAGAAGUUUAAUCAUGCAAGCAAGGUCAAAAUACAUCUCAGAACCCAUACAGGGGAGAAGUCUUUCGAGUGCCCAGUUUGCAACAAGAAGUUUAAGCAUGCAAGCACUGUCAAAAGUCAUCUCAGAACCCACACAGGGGAGAAGCCUUUUGAAUGCACAGUUUGCAACAAGAAGUUUAAUGAAGCAAGCGAUCUCAGGAAACAUCUCAGAACCCAUACAGGGGAGAAGCCUUUCGAGUGUGCUGUUUGCAACAAGAAGUUUAAACAAGCAAGCGAUGUCAAAAUACAUCUCAGAACUCAUACAGGGGAGAAGCCUUUCGAGUGCGCAGUUUGCAACAAGAAGUUUAAUCAAGCAAGCGAUGUCAAAAUACAUCUCAGAACUCAUACAGGGGAGAAGCCUUUCGAGUGCACAGUUUGCAACAAGAAGUUUAGUCAUGCAAGCAAGGUCAAAAUACAUCUCAGAACCCAUACAGGGGAGAAGUCUUUCGAGUGCGCAGUUUGCAACAAGAAGUUCAGUAGAACGGACAAUCUCAGAACUCAUCUCAGAACCCAUACAGGGGAGCAGCCUUACGAGUGCACAGUUUGCAAUAAGAAGUUCAGUAGAACGGGCAAUCUCAGAACUCAUCUCAGAACCCAUACAGGGGAGAAGUCUUUCGAGUGCGCAGUUUGCAACAAGAAGUUCAGUAGAACGGACAAUCUCAGAACUCAUCUCAGAACCCAUACAGGGUAGAAGCCUUUCGCGUGCAGUUUGUAACAAGAGUUACAAGAAGGCAGCCUCAGAGAACAUGUCAGAACCCAUACAGGGGGAAACAUGUUCUGAAUGCAUAUGCUGUCGAAGGAAGUUUUGUUAUAGAACCAUUAAUAUGUGCGAACUAUCAUUUUGUUCACUAUUUUAAGCUGCCGUGCACCGCACGUGUUAGUACAGUAGAUUAUUUGAAGUUUUUCGUUGUUAAGUUUUGUUGAAUGAUCCGUAUUCUCGUUUGUAGUAUUUUGUGUUACAAUGCUGCUGUAAACCAGAAAGUAACUGUUUUGUUGGUAACGAAAUUGCAGAAAUAAAUCCACCUUAUAUUUUUUGUC
Molecule: messenger RNA, 2476 nt
Organism: Thrips palmi
Lineage: Eukaryota; Metazoa; Arthropoda; Insecta; Thysanoptera; Thripidae
Product: zinc finger protein 182-like
Exons: 5
Coding region: 615-2129 (504 amino acids)
Biological process (GO): regulation of transcription by RNA polymerase II
Molecular function (GO): DNA-binding transcription factor activity; RNA polymerase II cis-regulatory region sequence-specific DNA binding
Source: RefSeq, a predicted model, not a curated record